CGCCGCUGCAACAACCUCGCUCGCGUGAUUCCACAAACGGGCGUCACGCGCAUUAUCCGGUUAAUUUACAUACCUAACGCCGCCCAGGGGGACGAACAUGAUAAUCUACCAUCGAUUGAAAGCUAACCUUGCGGAGGGGAGAAGAAAAACAGCCGGAAAAAAGUUUGGACGAGAGAGGCUUGUUUUAAACCAAGCGGAGUGUUUCGACUGAGACGGAGAGGCGCUUAUCGGGCUUCUUUGCCCCACUUUUGGAUUACGAUAUGGACGCUUUGAAAUCCGCAGGAAGGGCAAUUAUACGGAGCCCCAGCAUCGCCAAACAGUCGUGGGGUGCGGGCAGACAUAAAAAGCUUCCAGAGAACUGGACGGACACGAGGGAGACCCUUCUGGAGGGCAUGGUGUUCCAGCUCAAGUACCUGGGGGUCACGAUGGUUGAGCAGCCCAAAGGAGAGGAGCUGUCUGCGGCUGCUGUCAAGAGGAUAGUGGCCACGGCCAAAGCCAGUGGAAAAAAGCUCCAGAAAGUCACAUUAAAGGUCUCCCCACGAGGAAUCAUCCUUUACGACAGUGCCUCCAAUCAGCUGAUAGAAAACAUCUCCAUAUACAGAAUAUCAUAUUGCACGGCGGACAAGAUGCAUGACAAAGUGUUUGCCUACAUCGUCCAGAGCCAACACAAUGAGACUCUGGAGUGUCAUGCCUUCCUCUGCCCGAAGAGAAAAAUGGCCCAGGCGGUAACCCUAACAGUGGCUCAGGCUUUCAGAGUGGCGUUUGAAUUCUGGCAGGCUGCCAAAGAAGAGAAAGAGAAGCGAGUGAAGUCGGGUUCAGACGGAGAAGGAGCCAGCAACUCUCAGUCGGACAGCUCUGCCAGCCUGGGCAGCCUGAAGGGGGGAGAGGUAGCCACAGGAAAACUUCUGGAUUUGGCAGAGGGAGCCAACAUGGCACUGGUCCACUCAGGAACAAAGCAGACUGAAUCGGAUCCCUUUAUGGUGCAUAAUCACGCAACAGAGAACAACAAUACUGUAUGGGAGUUGGAGGACGGUCUGGAUGAGGCUUUCUCAAGCCGCAGUCUGGAUAGCUUUGAAUCCUACUCAGACUCGCUGAGUCUCGCACUAACCCCCAGGUCCUGGACAUUGGGGUAAACCCUCAGGACUUCAACACUGAAGAGUGCCUGUCCCCGGGCAAAUGGGACCAAGAGGACACAGACUUCACUGCACAAAAAGACACUUUUGGGUUCUAAUGUGAAGCCUCUGCCAAGAAGGGAAAACAGGGAAAGAUGAGGAGAUACGGUGGUAAACCACAGUUGGAAUCUGAAGUGACGAAACAGACAUUUGUGACAUCAGUAGGGUUUCCACUGUCUCCCAGCUGCCAAGUCCUCUCAGUGGUGCAGUCUAGUGGCUCUUUGAUGCUCCUGCAUCUACACAACCAGAGAAGGACAACAUGAGGCUGCUCUCAGAACAGGCCAAAGCAAUACAAACUAAUUUAUCCCUUUUCUAUGAAACAACAUGCAGUCAUUUAAUGUUUGUUACAGUCAGUGUAUUACUUCCUUUUUUUGUGUCUGUUUACCCAUUCACUGUUCGUAAUGUGUUUGUGGUAUGUGCUUGUGUACAUUGCAUUCAACAAAGUGUGAGUGUGUGUGGGUGUGUCAUUAAGGUUAAGGUCAACAAGGGUGCUGUCACAUAUUUGAUUCAUUUAGUGAUGGAGACGUAACUGGAUUAGAGGGUAGACUCACUGGUGAAGCCACCAAUGCACCAGUUCCAGUAUUUGGCAAAACAGUAAAGUUACUACCUAUGUGCUUCAAGGAUUCAGCCGUUGGGCAACAAAAGCUUUAAAAAAAAUAGUUUGUAUGUGUUUGUCAAAGAGUGUUUGUGUGGAAAAUGAAUGAGAACAAAAUGACAAUCUUAUUUUCUUCUUUUUUUUAUAUACUGCAAAAUCUAUUUUUGCACUCAGCAUUUAUCCAUUUUUAAAAGCACAUUUCAUGUGAGGGAAUUUUAUGUCAAUAAGCAUCCAACUGAUUAUUUAGGCUUAUAUACAGUGCCACUAUUCACUCUCCUCUUGGACUUUUUACUGUUUUUUUGUUUUACAGCUUUGAAUCUCUGUGGAUUCAUUCGGCUUUUUCACUGUUUCGUUGAUCACAAGAUUUUCUUCCAUUGUAGAGAACAGCAACACAUUUCAAAGUGAGCAGGUCAUAAUUUCCACUCUGGGUCAUGGAGGGAAGUCCAGAGUUGUUUUGGCUUCUCUUUGACCAUGUCAGCAAGUCUCAUGAAUCCACUGUGAUUCACAGUUGAAAAAACAAAACAUGAAGUCCAAAAGGGUGAAUGCGUUUUAUCGUCACUCUACCACUGUAUGUUAAAUUAUAUUGCUGCAUUGACUCUGCUAGUUUACUUUUUUCCCCCGGGAAUCGUUCCCAGUGUUAUUUUUGGCAUUUGUUUAUGUAUGAAUUUUAUUUAAUUCAUGAAUUUACAUAAAUUUUAAAUGAAAGUCAAA
Messenger RNA from Dicentrarchus labrax (European seabass), 2478 nucleotides. RefSeq names its product low density lipoprotein receptor adaptor protein 1b (gene ldlrap1b). The transcript is spliced from 10 exons. NCBI's taxonomy places the organism in Eukaryota, Metazoa, Chordata, Actinopteri, Moronidae. The record is from RefSeq and is a predicted model, not a curated record. The coding region runs from base 261 to 1133 and encodes 290 amino acids. Gene Ontology annotation, cellular component: early endosome.